Molecule: messenger RNA, 915 nt
Organism: Megalopta genalis
Lineage: Eukaryota; Metazoa; Arthropoda; Insecta; Hymenoptera; Halictidae
Source: RefSeq, a predicted model, not a curated record
GCCGGAGAUAAUGUCGCACGUCCGAGAAAGCCACGGGCAAACGAUUCGUGCGAUGCCGGUGCAAGCGUACCAAUACAGGUGCACCGAAUGCGACUUCAAAACUCGGAACAAGAAUACAUUGAGAGAUCAUAUUCUUCGACAGCACACAGAAGAGUGCGCUUACGUUGCGAGAUUUGCGCGAAGGAGUUCAAGGUGAAGGGCGACCUGACUCGACACAUGAGGCAGGAUCACUUCACUGAAAGGUGUUUCAUCUGCGGCGCCGUGUUCGAGAAUCACAACGAAGUCCUCGGUCACAUGAAGCGCAAGCACGACGACCAUCCGUAUCGAUGCGCCAAAUGCAACCGUUAUUUGGAGUCAUUGGAGUCCUUGGAGAAGCACAAACAAUGGCACUCGGACAUGAUAAAGAGGAGCUCUGUGGCCUGUCGGGAAUGCGGCAAGGUGAUCCGUGAUUACAAUUAUUCGACGCACAUGCGACUGCACUCGAAGGAGAAGCCCAACACGUGCCCGGUUUGCGGGAAGACGUUCCGAUGGCUGAGUCCUUUGGAGAGACACAUCGUCGCCCAUUCCGGCGAAAAGCCGUACGUUUGCGACAUCUGCGGCCGAGAUUUCUCACAAAGGCCGAGCCUCGUUGCCCACCGGAAGCAACACCCUGGGCCGCUGCCUCCCCUGAAAACAGUGUCGCUUAAGAAUAUAGUUAAGGAAUAUCUGGAGACUUACAAACGCGCGAAACGGAAGACUAAUUGAUUAAUUGAGUAGUUUAUUUUGGAAGUGGCCUAAGUCUAUUUAUAUACUUAAAUUGAGAUAUUUAUUAUUGAUAAUGUCCGAAGGCGGUGACGAAGAAAUUAUUUCACCCAUGGGACAGAACGGGUAGCGAAGAAGAAUUGGUGACUAAUGAUUUCAAGGAAAAUCGAGAAA